Molecule: messenger RNA, 1601 nt
Organism: Camellia sinensis
Lineage: Eukaryota; Viridiplantae; Streptophyta; Magnoliopsida; Ericales; Theaceae
Product: ethylene-responsive transcription factor ABR1
Biological process (GO): ethylene-activated signaling pathway; regulation of DNA-templated transcription
Molecular function (GO): DNA binding; DNA-binding transcription factor activity
Source: RefSeq, a predicted model, not a curated record
CUCUUUUAAUGGAGGCGGUUUAUUUAAUUCAUAUAUUUUAUAUUAGCACCGCCAUCACCGCCACACAAUUUGAUUUUUUUAUAUAAAUCAUGAUGAUGAGGAUGGAUCAACUUGACUUAUUGAUGGGUUAUUAUUAUUGUCAACUUACUAGUUCAACUCAGCUCAGCUCAACUAAGUUCUCUAUAGAUAGAUAGUAUUAUACCAUAUAAUUAAUAUAUUAGUUACAUGUGUGUGUUCAGCUUCAAGGUGGCGAAUUCAAGGAAGUCCGGCGAGAGUAGUGUGAGGUUGAGAGGUGGUUUGGAGGAAGAGCAGGAGAGAGAAAGAGAUGAGUUACUCUACGGAUACCAAUACAGUAGGGAGAUGGAGAUGUCCGCCAUGGUAUCUGCACUCACCCAUGUGGUUUCUGGAGGAGACCUCACUCGGGAUAAUGAUAUAACUGGUGGCGGUGGCGGUGGCGGUGGUGGUGGUGGUGGUGGUUCAUCAUCUGUUGGAGAGAAGAGAGGACGUGAACAGGAUGGUCGUGGUGGUGGUAUCUCUGAACCAGUAGCACGAGUUUGUACGGCAUAUGCUGACUUCCCAUUUGGUGGUUCAUCUCUUACUUUUAAAGGUUCAAGUAGUAGAACAAGCAGCAUGGCAGCAGCAGAAACCACAUACACAUAUGAAACCAGUGAGUCCUGUGGAAGAGGAGGAGGUGGAGGAGGAGCAGAGGAAAGGAGAAAAUACAGAGGAGUGAGACAGAGGCCAUGGGGAAAAUGGGCAGCUGAAAUAAGAGACCCUUACAAGGCUGCAAGGGUUUGGUUAGGCACAUUUGACACUGCUGAGGCUGCUGCAAUGGCCUAUGAUGAAGCUGCUCUCAAGUUCAGAGGCAACAAGGCCAAACUCAACUUCCCUGAAAAUGUCAGACUCCGACACUCGCCACCGACCGCUGUUUCUAAUCCUCCAAAUACAAAUACAAAUGAUAGCCUUGUCUCUGUUUCGACAUCGAGUGAGCCCAUUGUUCAUUCUCAACCUUCUUAUUAUCAUAACUUGGAGUUGCAGAGGAUGAGCACAGACUACAUGAACUACUACAACAACUCUCAGUGGAAUUAUUCUGAUGAUAAUAAUAAGCUUCUUCUAAGACAGCCUACAAGCUUCAGUUUGUUGGAUCAAAUGAUGUUGUCAUCUUCUUCAAUGGGUUCCCAUAUUCAAUCUUCUUCUUCUUCUUCUUCAGUUAGGUACCCUGUUUCAUCAUCAUCUUCGUCACCACCGCUACCACCUUCUUCUGUUCCUCGGCUUUUUCAAGCUCAGCCACCGCAUGAACUUGGGCCACCCACCACCGGUCACAGUAGUCAUACAGAUUUUCUGGCUGCCACUUGGUCAGAUUCUACUCAUCAGCCUUCCUCUUCAGGAUAAUUUUGGUUUUUUCUUCUUGUUUGCUUUUUUGAAUUUUGAACUUUUUGGUAGCUUUUUUGAACUUGUUUUGUCGAUUUUAUUUUUCAAUUGGACUUUAUAGCUAUCGUAAUUAAUUUUUUGUAUUAGGUUAUGAUGAGUUUCACAUCAUUUUGUGCGUGUUAUUGCUGAAAUCUUGUUUCUUCAUGAAAUCAUGCAAAGUUAUUGCAGUA